Messenger RNA from Haemonchus placei, 1194 nucleotides. Lineage: Eukaryota; Metazoa; Nematoda; Chromadorea; Rhabditida; Trichostrongylidae. The record is from the annotation of a GenBank genome assembly.
GUCGCAACCACUCCCUCAGUAACUGAAAUAUCAAGUGCAGGCGAAGAGAGAACCACUGAAGGAGAGGAAACGACGAAGCCAACAGCAGGGCCUAUUGAGUCUAGUGGAGAAGAAUCAGUAUUGAGUAGCAAUGAGCCACAAGUGGCUGCAAAUGCGGAUGAGGAACCAGCUACGACCCUAUCAGGAACCAGCGGGCCGAUCUCAAUCACCACUACUCUAAAUGGUGAAGAGACAACUACGGUCACAUCACCCUUACCUACUCCACAGGGAACUGAAACAGGCGAAAAGGAAACUACUGAAGAAGUGGAGGAGAAGAAAACUACAACGACAGAGCCUAUCGAAUCCAGCGGGGAAGAACCAGCGGUGAAUAACAAAGUACCCAGUGUUGCAGCGAAUGUGGACGAAGAAGCAGCUACGACUUCAUCAGAAACAAGCGGGUCAGCCUCAACGACUUCCUCAACAACUGAGAUAUCAGGUGCAGGCGAAGAGACAACCACUGCAGGAGAGGAAGGGACAAGGCCAACAACAGCAGGGCCCAUUGAAGCCAGCGGAGAAGAAUCAGCAGUAAGCAACAAAGUACCCAACGUUGCAGCGAACGUGGAUGAAGAAGCAGCUACGACUUCGUCAGAAACAAGUGGGUCAGUCUCAACUACUCCCUCAACAACUGAGAUAUCAGGAGCAGGCGAAGAGACAACCACUGCAGGAGAGGAAGGGACGAGCCCAACAACAGCAGGACCCAUUGAAGCCAGCGGAGAAGAACCAGCAGUGAGCAACAAAGUGCCUAACGUUGCAGCAAAUGUGGACGAAGAGAAAAAUCCAGCCGUAACAGGAACAGACAAACCGUUUUCUACCACUUCUGAAGAAGAAUCGCUCAUCUCAUCCUCUACACCAACAUCAACGAUUUUAAAGGUAACUGAGGCUGGCGAGUACACAACCGCUGAAAGGGAUCAGUCAACCACAUCAGAGCCUAUCGAGGCCAGCGGAGAAUUGCCAACGUCAGUGGAUAACAAAGUGCCAGACGUGGCUGCGAGCAUUGAUGAGAUGGCAUCUACUGGAAAAUCACUCCCAAGUGCUUUCUCCAGUACCGAUUCAUCGGCAGGUGAUUUACUUUCGUCCACAACAAGGGAAUCUCCUUCAUUUGUGACGGAAGGGAGCGAUGAAACACCUGCAGUUGUGGCACAGUCUGGAGAUUUU